AAUUAGCCAAAAAAUAUAUAUGUAGAUUAUAUAUUUUGCCUUUUUCUUGAUUUGAAGCAAACGACGCGGCGGAAGAAGUUGUUAGUAUCGUUUCAACCAGUGUUUCGUGCGGACAGCGCAAUGUUUCAUAAGCUCAAGGAUUCGUUUCAUCGAUUUAUACGCUACAUCAAAUGGCUGCAUAUGCUGUAUGAAUUGAACACAUAUAUAUCAAUGUGUGAGCCAUGGGAAAAAGUGUUUCUAAAUUGUCUUUUUGCAACUACCCUGGGAAUUAUUUUGUAUUCGACGUUUGCCUAUAUACCUGGCUAUAUGUUUACUAUUAUUAAAUAUAUAACACCGGCGUUAUAUUCUUCCUCUGCUGCGACGUUGACUCUAUCGGAACCGUUAAGUGCUAAAGAGGUUGAGUUAUGAUUAACGUAGAGGGAUGCACGCACACACAAACGCUCCUACGCUCACAUGUUAGCUUUUAGUUAUUUUUUAUGUCUGUUCGAAAGCGAAUAUUAGUAAAUAAAUUAUAUUUAUACAAUAAAAAAAUAAGAAAAAAUAUCAAA
Molecule: messenger RNA, 548 nt
Organism: Musca domestica (house fly)
Lineage: Eukaryota; Metazoa; Arthropoda; Insecta; Diptera; Muscidae
Product: serine palmitoyltransferase small subunit A
Exons: 2
Coding region: 121-408 (95 amino acids)
Source: RefSeq, a predicted model, not a curated record